AUGCCGACGCGGCCCUCCUCCACCCCCGCUUCCCGAUUCCUCCAGCUAUUGCUGGUCGUCGUGAUCGCCUGCGCCGUUCCGGGGGUGAGAUGCUCCGACCGGCGGUUCCCGCACCUCGACCGCGUCCGCGAGCUCCACCGCCGGGAGGGCUCGUCAUCGGCCGAGCAGGAGGCCGCCGCGCGGGGGCUUCUCGCGCGCCUCCUACCGUCACACUCCACCAGCUUCGAGUUCAGGGUCAUCUCCACGGAGCAAUGUGGUGGGAAGGCAUGCUUCGUCAUCAACAACCACCCAUUGUUUGAUGGAGAAGGGACUCCGGAAAUAUUGAUACUUGGAGUAAGUGGGGUCGAAAUUUCUGCUGGCUUUCAUUGGUACUUGAAACACUAUUGUGCAGCACAUAUAUCGUGGUAUAAAACCGGUGGUGCACAACUAUCAUCCAUUCCGCAUCCUGGGUCACUACCUCGUGUUCCUGAUGGUGGUGUAUUGAUUCAAAGACCCAUUGACUGGAGCUACUACCAGAAUGCAGUUACAUCCAGCUAUUCUUUUGCUUGGUGGGAUUGGGACCGUUGGGAGAAGGAAAUUGACUGGAUGGCUCUUCAAGGAAUCAAUUUGCCUCUUGCUUUCACUGGGCAAGAGUCUAUAUGGCAGAGGGUUUUUCAGAGGUACAACAUUAGCAAAUCAGAUCUGGAUGAUUUCUUUGGUGGGCCAGCCUUUCUUGCAUGGUCUCGAAUGGCUAAUAUGCAUGGAUGGGGUGGACCUCUCCCUCAGACUUGGCUCGAUGACCAACUAGCUCUUCAAAAGAAAAUCCUAUCUAGGAUGUACGCUUUUGGCAUGUUCCCAGUUCUUCCAGCCUUUUCUGGCAACAUCCCAGCUGCAUUGAAGUCAAAAUUCCCUUCAGCUAAAGUCACUCACCUUGGAAACUGGUUUACAGUUGACAGCAAUCCAAGGUGGUGCUGCACAUAUCUUCUUGAUGCAUCUGAUCCUUUAUUCGUAGAAAUUGGGAAGUUGUUUAUAGAAGAACAAAUCAGAGAAUAUGGUAGGACAAGUCACAUCUACAACUGUGAUACUUUUGAUGAGAACACUCCUCCACUAAGUGACCGAAUUAUAUAUCUUUGUUGGGUGCUGCAACGUUCAGGGGGUUGGUUGUUUACCUAUGAUCCUUUCUGGGAACCUCCACAAAUGAAGGCACUACUGCAUUCUGUUCCUGUUGGCAAAAUGAUUGUUCUUGAUCUUUAUGCUGAAGUUAAACCAGUGUGGAUAAAUUCUGAUCAGUUCUAUGGUGUUCCCUACAUCUGGAAAGUUGGAGUUGGUAUGUCUAUGGAAGGUAUUGAGCAAAAUCCUAUUGUUUAUGACCUUAUGUCAGAAAUGGCCUUCCAUCACAGACAAGUUGAUCUUCAGGUUUGGGUCGAGACAUAUCCAACAAGAAGAUAUGGAAAACCAGUGAAGGGACUGCAAGAUGCUUGGUGGAUUUUGUAUCAAACUUUAUAUAACUGCACAGAUGGUAAAAAUGACAAAAAUCGGGACGUGAUAGUGGCCUUCCCAGAUGUUGAACCUUUUGUUAUUGAGACACCAGGGUUGUAUGUGGAUACUAGACAAAUGUAUUCUACAAUGCCAUCGAAGAAUUACAUAGGGAAGGACGCCUCUAGUGAUGCAUAUGAUCAUCCUCAUCUAUGGUACGACACUAAUGCCGUUAUCCAUGCCCUGGAACUUUUUCUUCAACAUGGAGAUGAAGUAUCUGACAGCAACACCUUCAGGUAUGACCUUGUGGAUUUGACUCGUCAAGUUCUGGCUAAAUAUGCCAAUGACGUUUUUCUAAAGAUCAUCGAGAGCUACAAAUCAAACAACAUGAAUCAAGUCACCAUCCUGUGCCAGCACUUUCUCAACCUUGUAAAUGACCUUGACACACUACUAUCCUCUCAUGAGGGUUUUCUGCUUGGGCCUUGGUUGGAAAGUGCCAAGGGACUUGCACGAAACAGUGAGCAAGAAAUACAGUAUGAAUGGAAUGCUAGAACACAAAUUACAAUGUGGUUUGACAACACGGAAACAAAAGCAAGUUUAUUGCGUGACUAUGCAAACAAGUACUGGAGCGGCCUGCUGCGAGAUUACUAUGGGCCAAGGGCCGCCAUCUACUUCAAGCACUUGUUAUUAAGCAUGGAGAAGAAUGCACCUUUCGCGCUUAAGGAAUGGAGGAGGGAAUGGAUCAGCCUCACCAACAACUGGCAGAGCGAUAGGAAGGUGUUUUCAGCCACAGCUAUAGGAGACUCUCUGAACAUAUCACGAUCGCUUUACAUAAAGUACUUGAGCAAGGCUGAUCCACUUGAGCUAGAAGCUGCCGCCUGUCGAAUAAGUGCAGCUGAUCACACGACCUCGAUCAUCUAA
Messenger RNA from Miscanthus lutarioriparius, 2376 nucleotides. The record is from the annotation of a GenBank genome assembly. Lineage: Eukaryota; Viridiplantae; Streptophyta; Magnoliopsida; Poales; Poaceae.